Hylaeus anthracinus is the source of this 1881-nucleotide messenger RNA. RefSeq lists its product as uncharacterized. The coding region runs from base 185 to 1840 and encodes 551 amino acids. NCBI's taxonomy places the organism in Eukaryota, Metazoa, Arthropoda, Insecta, Hymenoptera, Colletidae. The transcript has 12 exons. The record is from RefSeq and is a predicted model, not a curated record.
GUCGAAAGUUUGUGCGACUAUAGCGUAAUCGUUUACAAAAGUUUAAUAAUCUGAAAUCAGUCGCGUAACAAACGCGAUAUAUUCGUGAUGAGACAAUGAAUGGAAAAUGCUCGACGAAUCGGUGUAAAUAUCUUGGAAUUUAGCAAGGAAAAAACGCAUACAUCCGGUAUUUAUUAAUUGGAGUAUGAGAUCAUGCCUCCCAUGGUUUCUUCUGUUGUUUGCAGACACUAUCUUGGUUAACAUCGAAAGGGUGAUGAGCGUCAACAGUUUCAAGCAUGAGCAAAAUAUCGGCACGGUGUUAUUCGAGAAAAGUGAUUCUGUUAAACAUUGCUGGACUACCGAGGAAUUUAUUAUGUUGAACAGUAGACGUAUGUUUCAAGAUUUACUACCGAAGGUAAAGGUUCUAAGUUACGAGAACGACCGGUACAUAGCUCUGCUGAUGGAUUACUUUCACAUUUGUUUGGAGAGCGUUCGCAAGCUGUCGAUAGGAAAAACGAAGCACCUGAUGCUGAAAGCCCUGGCAGACACUAUGGGAGGCUACUUGCAAGUUUACAUCCUGCCUCUUACGAGGCACUCCUAUUACGCCGGGAACAUAAAAUAUCGAAACGCGAGGAAGCUCUUCGAGCUGUACGAAGAGCUGAAGCUCUUUCUGCGCAGCAACGGGGCGGGCUGGUUGAAGCCUUCGCGAAGCAUCGGGCGUGCGAAAAUUCCGCCAAUCGUGAUCACACCACCUAGAGCGUCUGUCGCGUGCAAGGGCAUUAUUACCUACCCCGCGUCUUCAGUCGAUCAUAGUAAACAAGAGCUUGAACGUUUCAAAGUCAAGAAGAGGAAGAGAGCAAUGAAACACAAGUCGUCCAAAAGCGUCGAUCGUGAAGAUGGAUCUUCGAAGAACGAAGAAUCGUACGCCAUUCCCCUUCCAUUUUUAGAUGACGAGGUUGAGCCGAACAGUAUCGCGUUGCCAUUCAAGAGAGAAAGCCUGCAGUCUUUGUACUCCGAAGAAUCAGCCUUCGUGUUGGUGAAAUAUUACGUGGCGAGCGUGAAGUGCAUCGUUUCGAAAUCGAAAACGAAAAAGGAGCUGGAGGCGUUCAAUAAGGACCUCUACAACUGGCUGCAGCAAUCCGUUCGACCACACCUGGAUGACGAGAAAUGGUACCCAGCGUUCGGUGGCGUUUUGAGGGUCAUCUCGACGCUGGAGCAAUCAGGAGCAGGAACCGGUCUCGCGACGUGGAGAAAAAGCGGCGCCUAUCAGAUGAUGCCCAAAAUAGGCGCGCCACCGAUCGACGAACCCGAGGAAGCCGUGCCGCCUCUUUACAAAGAGGAGGACACGGAGGUCACGCUGGGAACGACGGAAUUGAUAUCGAUUGCCGUGGUGAGCGCGUUGCUGGUGUGGCUGCUGGUCGGUCUGAGCCUGGUGUGCUACCGAUUCCUCGUGAAGCACUCGGACGAGUGCGGACCCUGCGAUGCGGUGCAUCCUCCCGUCGCCGUUUUGUAUAAAAAUGGGGAAUACUGCGAGGAGGAUACGUGCACCCCAAAAAGCCCACGCAAAGGGAUGAUGGAGAAGUGGAGGGAUUACUGGCGAAGCAAGUUCGGCAGAUGUCGCGGAGACUGCCAGGAUCGUCUCACGGACGAAGAACGAUGUCUAGCCGCCAUCAGUUACAGUAGCAAGGAUACGGUAGACGUUAGCAACAGCAGCAGAAGUUACCAAAGAAAAAAAUUCACCAAAUCCGUUUCAGCGACUUUCUCAAGUUUCCGCAAGCAGCGUACACCUAUCAAGAACGUUCACUACAGCUCCGAUGGCUCGUUAACGACGAACACCGAAAGUCCUGGCAAACCAAGAUAAUAAACUAUGAAAUCAUAUUUACUCGUCUUAGUGUUUACGUC